GCGCUAAUUUGUUUUGGCAACCGUCAAUAAACCACAGGAGAAGAAGAAAAAGACGACGAAGAAGAAGAAGCAGGAAAAAAAAGACGUUUGUUGUCAAAUGAAAAUAUUAUAGCACUGAGGUGAAAACCCUUGUUUUUAAUCAUUGGAAAAUGGCAGUGGCCAUGAGCUCAACGUGUCCAGGCCUGUACUGUGGCAGAAUGAUGGUCAACGGAUCAAUGGACGGAGACUGUGGGGUUUGUCCUCGUGGAGAGCGGGCCAACCUCCAGAAGGUGUGUGAGCGCUGUACUGAGUCCCCUGAGCUCUACGACUGGCUCUAUCUGGGAUUCAUGGCCAUGUUACCGCUAGUGCUACACUGGUUCUUCAUUGAGUGGUACUCUGGAAAGAAGAGCUCCAGUGCUCUGCUGCAGCACAUCACAGCCAUGUUGGAGUGCAGUGUUUCAGCUGUGGUCACGCUGCUGGUCACGGAGCCCGUGGGGAUGUUCAGUAUCCGCUCCUGUCGAGUCCAGAUGCUGUCGGACUGGUACACCAUGCUGUACAACCCCAGCCCGGACUACGUCAACACAUUACACUGCACCCAGGAGGCUGUCUACCCACUCUACACCAUUGUGUUAAUCUACUAUGCGUUCUGCUUGGUACUCAUGAUGCUACUGCGCCCUCUGUUGGUGAAGAAAAUAGCUUGUGGUCUGGGCAAAUCUGACCGCUUCAAGAGCAUCUAUGCUGCUCUGUACUUCUUCCCCAUCCUCACUGUGCUGCAGGCUGUGGGAGGAGGACUGCUGUAUUAUGCAUAUACCUACAUCAUACUGGUCCUGUCUCUGGUCACGCUGGCUGUUUACAUGUCUGCCUCUGAGAUCCAGUCCUUUAAAAACCUGGUUGCUAAGAAGAAGCGUCUGGUUGUCCUGUUCAGCCACUGGCUGCUCCAUGCGUACGGCAUCAUCUCAAUUUCCCGACUGGACAAGUUUGAGCAGGACCUACCGCUGUUGGCGCUUGUGCCUGGUCCUGCACUGUUCUACAUCGCCACAGCCAAGUUCACCGAGCCCAGCCGCAUCCUGUCUGAGGGUGCCAACGGACACUGAGCUGGUCUCAUUAGGAGCAAAGCAAAAAUUAAAUUUCACUCAUUCAAUCAGUCAAACUUUCAGCUUGUAGUGCUGAGUCAUCAGCUGUGUGUUACUGAGUAACACACAGCUGAUGGGUUUGUUUCUGGACUUGAGUGUGAUCAAACCUGCUCAGCCAGCGAUAGUGCCAUGCAGUUUUCAGUAUGGCUGGGUUAGUCAUUCAACACUGGGAAACAACUUCAUGAUCAAGAUCAAAUGUAAAUGCUGUACAAGUGCAUUAGCAGCUAAGUUGGACAACAAGUAAUGACCAGUCCAGGUGUUUCAUUAUGGAUGUAUUUCCACCUGUGGUGUCUGAAGAGGACAGAUGAUUUGUCCGAGUCAUCAUCAUCAGGUGUUUACAUGGCUGAAUGGCGUCUUAUUGGUUUAAGAAACAUCUGUUCCCAUUCGAGUAUAACAGCAUGACAACAUUCCUGAUUCUUUGCACAAUCCAAGUAGAGAACUGCUAAUUCAGUGCUCCUACCUGUUAGCAGGGCUGCAGCCAGUGAUUCUACUUAUUCUGUGUAGAUCAACAUGUUUGUAAAAAAAUUUUCUCGUAGUCCAGAAAAUAAUGACCGGUGUCAAGUCCAAAGUGACGUCUCUAAAUGUCUCAUUUAGUUUUACAAACUGUCCAAAAAUCCACAAACAGGUGGGAGUGAUGUCAGCAGUAAACUGGACAAGCUGCAACCAGACAGUGUUUGGUAUUUUAAUUUGAAACUGGUAAAUGAGCUGAACGAGGAAUUAGUUACCGAUGCAUUUUCUAAUAUUACAUCACCUUCAUCUAGCUGUCUAGUAUGUUACCGUUACGUUACAUUACAGAACCGACAUCCACUUUUCUAAAAGCAAAAUCCUCGGCAGUCUGUGAAAAAUCCAGUGCCGGUGUCCUACUAGAAUUUUCUAAGCAUGUGGAUGAAAAAUUGUUCAGUGGAGGUUAAAAGAGACUGUUAUGCUGUGAAUUUGUUUCUUAUUCUAAAUCAAGGUGGGAGCUGGAAGUGACACAUGACCAAGCUUUGUCAUGUAUGUUUGUGUUAUAAAUAAAACAUUUAUGCUACAGGGGACGGUAUAUUUCUUCAUAUUUUUAGAAGGGUCAUACUAGGAUUGUGAAAAUUCCUAAUAACAGGCAGAAACUUUAUUUACAUUUUCCCCUCACCUAACUAGUGUCACUGCUGUAUAUUUUGGUGAAUUUAACCAAACCUUAACCUAAAGAUAAAUGACUCUACUGAAAUAGAACAUCUGUUUCACUGUUUAUGUGCUGUAAUCAGUGACAUGGCCUUAAAUGGUUUGCUGAGUUGAAUCUGCUUAAGGUACCAUAAUGUGUAUUACUGUAAAUAUUUUAAUGCUUGCAAAUAUUUUUUUGUGUUGUCGGAUUUAGUUGUUAGUUGUGGGAUUUGCUGCUGUACAUGCACACAAGUUCAAAUUGUAAAGUAGUGUUCACAAGUAGCACUAUGUUCAGUGUACCAAACUAUGAUUUCAUGUAACUGUUGUUGCUUCAUGUGCUCUCUGAACCCUGUCAGCAUGAGCUCAUACCUCAAGUAUUUAUAAGCCACCUGUUGUGGAAAUCAGUAAAGAGACUUCCAAGUUGU
This is a messenger RNA of Monopterus albus (swamp eel), 2671 nucleotides long. RefSeq names its product jnk1/mapk8 associated membrane protein (gene jkamp). Gene Ontology annotation, molecular function: ubiquitin protein ligase binding. The record is from RefSeq and is a predicted model, not a curated record. The coding region runs from base 150 to 1073 and encodes 307 amino acids. The transcript has 7 exons. Gene Ontology annotation, biological process: response to unfolded protein; ERAD pathway. NCBI's taxonomy places the organism in Eukaryota, Metazoa, Chordata, Actinopteri, Synbranchiformes, Synbranchidae. Gene Ontology annotation, cellular component: membrane.